AUUAGAUGUUUCUAUGAUGUCGAAGUACGCGCACUUAAUCAGUUUUGGAAUGCGGACUCACUUGCCAUCGGAGAUUCUUCGUUCGCUCUCAAGGAUAAAUGCGGUGUAUAAAGGAAGCCAUGGUUUCAUUAGUAAACGAUUGAUGAGUGUUCAAUCGCAUCGCAAAUGUAAUGUGGUAGUUAUAGGAGGAGGAGCUGUGGGAUCCUCUACAGCGUUUUGGUUGAAAAAGCGUGCCAAUAGAGACCUCAGCGUCAUUGUUCUUGAACGAGAUCCAACUUACAAAGAAGCGUCCACCGUGUUGUCUGUCGGUGGCGUUCGGCAACAAUUCUCCUUACCUGAAAAUAUUCAAAUGUCUUUAUUUGGCGCCGAAUUCAUACAAAAUUCAACAAAAUAUUUUGGCGAUGUGGACUUGUGUUUUCGUCCUCAUGGUUAUCUAGUUCUGUGCUCUGAAAAAUGUGCCCAAACUUUGAAAGAAAACUCCAAGUUGCAAAAUGAACUGGGCGCUCGAAAUGAACUAUUAUCACCAUCUCAACUAAUACGGAAAUUUCCAUGGCUUAAUACUGAUGACGUAGCAUUGGGGUGUUAUGGGUUCGAAAACGAGGGAUGGUUUGAUCCAUGGGCACUUUUGGGAGGCUUUCGUAGUCGAGCUAAAGAGUUUGGGGCUGAGUUUCUGCAUGGUGAAGUUCUCAGUUUUGAUAUCUCUAAUAAUUCAGAAACACUGAAUUCAGUGAAGGUUAAAGCCAAAACCAAUGAGACUUGCGUUGUCGACUUCGAUGUUUGUGUUUUGGCUGCUGGUGCCCGUUCAGGUCAAAUAGCCCGUCAGGCUAAUAUUGGCACAGGGACAGGUGCAUUGUCGAUACCAUUGCCCGUUGAACCACGAAAACGGUUUGUUUAUGUUUUUACUACACAGGGAGACAAUGCACCCGGUCCAGGUACACCUUUAACUAUCGAUCUUGAUGGCACAUAUUUCAGACGAGAUGGCAUGGGGAGUAAUUUUAUUACCGGCCGAAGCCCAUGCAAUGAACAAGCCGAACCACCAGUUACCAACUUGGACGUAGAUCAUGAAUUCUUCGAGACAUAUAUAUGGCCAACUUUGGCGAAGCGUUGCACUGCAUUCGAAUCGAUUAAAGUUUGCGGUAGUUGGGCCGGAUAUUAUGAGUAUAAUACGUUUGAUGAAAACGGUAUAAUCGGGCCACACACUUACUACAAGAACCUUUUAAUGGCAACGGGUUUUAGCGGCCAUGGUAUUCAACAAUCUCCGGCAGUGGGACGAGCUAUUUCGGAGUUAAUAUUAGAUGGUAAUUUUAAAAGUAUUGAUUUAAGCCGUCUUGGAUUCGAUAGGAUUGCGACCAAUAGAAAAAUGUCUGAAUCAAACAUAUACUAAUCUUAUAAAUGAAACUGUGUAGUAUUCCGGUAUAUAAUCGAAUAUCUGAUACACCAGCGAGCAUCCAUACACAGUAAUAUGUAAAUUCCAUGUGAUAUGAAUUUUCACACGGAAACCACUCACAAAUCUAUUCUUUAGAGCUGCCUAAUGCUGAACGUAAAACCGUAAAAAUACAUAUACACGAUACAAAUUUUUUUGUUUUAUAUAUUUGCAAAGAAAUUAAAUGGAAUUAAGAUUGGAAAACAAAUUGUGUGCACAUUCAUACAUACGUAGAGUUCUAAAUUAUGCUGUUUUGUUUGCUUUUGUUUUUCUAUUUUUUUAAUUAUGUAUUUCUAAUACAAUUUUUCUUUAUAAAAUAUGUAAUAUGUGUAAAAUUAAUUCUUAAAUCGUUUUAAUACUCUUGUGCUUGGAAAUUGCCGUGUGCUCAUUAAGGAAAAUGAAAUAUAUUAUUAGAUAAACAA
Bactrocera latifrons is the source of this 1845-nucleotide messenger RNA. RefSeq names its product FAD-dependent oxidoreductase domain-containing protein 1. Bases 14 to 1384 code for a protein of 456 amino acids. The transcript is spliced from 3 exons. Lineage: Eukaryota; Metazoa; Arthropoda; Insecta; Diptera; Tephritidae. Gene Ontology annotation, cellular component: cytoplasm. The record is from RefSeq and is a predicted model, not a curated record. Gene Ontology annotation, molecular function: oxidoreductase activity.